Pseudoliparis swirei is the source of this 698-nucleotide messenger RNA. It is a transcript of the gene ppp1r11, whose product is annotated as protein phosphatase 1, regulatory (inhibitor) subunit 11. The coding region runs from base 106 to 459 and encodes 117 amino acids. Lineage: Eukaryota; Metazoa; Chordata; Actinopteri; Perciformes; Liparidae. The transcript has 3 exons. Gene Ontology annotation, molecular function: protein phosphatase 1 binding; protein serine/threonine phosphatase inhibitor activity. The record is from RefSeq and is a predicted model, not a curated record. Gene Ontology annotation, cellular component: nucleus.
CGACUCUUCCGUCGGUACCGUCAGUCCUUGUAGCGCGAGCUCUCGCACGACCCGCCGCGCCCUCCGGUCUCCGUGUUUGAAGCGAACGUCGCGAGCAGCUCAGGGAUGGCGGAGGCUCCCGGCACGUCGAGCGAGACGGUAACGGAGACCGUUCUGAGCAGCGCGCCGCCGCCGCAGCAGGAGGGACGGAGCCUGACCAUCAAGCUGAGGAAGAGGAAGACUGAGAAGAAGGUGGAGUGGUCCAGUGACACCGUGGACAACGAGCACCUCGGGAGGAGGUCUUCAAAGUGCUGCUGCAUCUACGAGAAGCCCCGGCAGUUUGGAGAGUCGUCCUCUGAGAGCGAGGGAGACGACGGUGACGAUGAAGGGUGCGGCAGCGCUCACUGCGUCCUGGGCCACAGCAGAGGAGGCCAUGGGCCGAGGGGGGGCGGAGGGACCACAGGGCCCCACCCCCACUAGAGGGUCCCCCGUCACAACCACUGCACUCUCUUUAGUUUGGUCCCAUCGCUGGAUUACUGCCCGGAGCCACGUGGACUCCGCCUCCAGAGGGCGCUCAGUGACCCGUCUUGAAGGAGACGCCGUGACCUUUGCAUGUUUUAGCCGUGUUCUGGGACGCACGGCGGGGAGAGCAGCGCCAUGAGUCCUGAAUCCCCAUGCUCUGCCAAUAAAGCUGGAGGUGUGUGCUCCACCACAGAGGA